AUGGCGGACGGCAGACCCCAGCGGGCUUCGCCGCCCCCGACCUACGAUGCUUCGUCCCUCACCCGCGAGUUCGAGCAACUGAUGCGCACCAAGCGAUUCAAUCGUCUCCAUGAACAGGCCCGGUCGCGAUCCGUCACGCCUGCGCCCUCCAGCCCGUCGACGCCGCCUCAUCCCUCCCGGGCGCCACCACCACCACCAGCAUCCGCGACGGGCACGCCCACUCGCUCAGCUCAGCAAACGGCUUCAUCACCUGCUCUCCGGGGCCUUCCCAUCAUGCCCUCUCCGCCACAAGAUGCGGCAUCGUUGAAAUUCUAUAAUCUGCUGAAAGGCUUGUCCGUGACACCGACCAAAUACGAAAACCCGGGCCUCCUCGACGAGGCCCUGUGUCUGAUCCCCCUCGAUCGACUGUACUCGGAGGCAGAGGAGGAAAGUCAGAUUCUCCAGGCUCAGGCUGCCAGCGUAGGAGGCAAACCAGAAUGGGGAUAUCAGGACUGUGUGAUCCGUGCUUUGUUAAGCUGGUUCAAGCGAUCGUUCUUUCAAUUCGUCAACAACCCGCCAUGCUCCCAAUGCCACAUGCCCACGAUCGCACAAGGCAUGACACCCCCGACACCCGACGAGACCGCCCGGGGAGCAUCCCGCGUUGAGCUCUACCGCUGCUCCGAGCCGAGCUGCGGCGCAUUCGAGCGAUUUCCACGUUAUUCCGAUGUCUGGCAACUCCUCCAGACCCGACGAGGCCGAGUUGGCGAGUGGGCCAAUUGCUUCAGCAUGCUCUGCCGCGCAGUCGGAGGCCGUGUGCGCUGGGUGUGGAACUCGGAGGAUCACGUCUGGACCGAGGUGUAUUCCGAGCACCAGCGACGAUGGGUGCAUGUCGAUGCCUGCGAGGGGGCUUGGGACCAGCCCAGACUGUACACGGAAGGCUGGGGUAGACCCAUCUCGUACUGCGUUGCUUUUUCGAUCGACGGAGCCACCGAUGUCACCCGCCGCUACGUUCGCAGCCCUGCCCGCCAUGGAAGCCCGCGCACACGAGCCCCGGAGGAGGUUGUGGUCUGGUCGAUUCACGAGAUCCGCCGAAAACGCCGGGAGAAUAUGUCCAAGGCGGAUCAGCGCCGGUUGAUGAAGGAGGACGAACGCGAGGAGCGCGAACUCCGAGGCUACAUGGUUGCGGCUUUGGCGGCCGAGAUCAACAAACUGCUUCCGCGCAGCCUCGUGGGUGGUGGCCGGGGCGACCGCACCGAUGACAAACAUCCUGGUUCGCGCCAGGAGGCCACGGCCGAGUGGCUCAACACGCGACAGAGAAACUCGGGCAACUCGGGCCCCGAUCGGGGCCCCGAUGGACGAUGA
Messenger RNA from Penicillium riverlandense, 1341 nucleotides. RefSeq names its product peptide-N4-(N-acetyl-beta-glucosaminyl)asparagine amidase (gene png1). Lineage: Eukaryota; Fungi; Ascomycota; Eurotiomycetes; Eurotiales; Aspergillaceae. The coding region runs from base 1 to 1341 and encodes 446 amino acids. The transcript has 2 exons. Gene Ontology annotation, molecular function: peptide-N4-(N-acetyl-beta-glucosaminyl)asparagine amidase activity. Gene Ontology annotation, biological process: glycoprotein catabolic process; protein deglycosylation; protein quality control for misfolded or incompletely synthesized proteins. The record is from RefSeq and is a predicted model, not a curated record. Gene Ontology annotation, cellular component: nucleus; cytosol.